AUGGAAUAUUCACAGCCGGACCUACCGUCCGCGCAGGAUCUUCUCCAGUCCGGAGAACCAUUUGUCCCGUUUUCCGAGUUCUCGGUCCACACCAUCCAGGAUCUGCUGGCUGAAGAUGCAUCUGGUUGGGUCCAGCGCAAGUUGGACGAAGGCAUACCUUUUGUUAUCCGCGGGUUCGAUCAGCUAGAUAGUUGGGAUAGGUCGAUUUUAAGCAACCAGAGCCUGGUGACGUUCUCGUCCUCGGAAGCCAUCCCUGUCAGAAACUGUCAUACCGGACGAGAUGUCAAAAUGAGAUUGCGAGACCUGCUAUCUUCAGCAGGACAUGCUCGGCCUAGUAAUGCUAAAGAAUCGCUCUAUGCAAAGGAUCUCCACUGUCCUUCGGAGUGGAUAAGGGCGCUGGAGGCCGUCGUGCCCUCGUCCCUUAGGUACUUGGGUUCACUCGAUUUGUUCCGAGUCCUACCAAAGGGGAUCGCUCCGGAAGUGCUGAUGGCCUACGUUGGAACCCGCAAAUCUUUCUCUGGAUUUCACAAGUGCUUCAGUGGCACGGUUGCUCUCAAUCUGAUGGUCGAAACAGAAGGCAAAGGCUCGGGUCCGGGAGCACUUUGUUUUGGUACAGACACGAACUCCCGAGCUAAAUAUGACGUGUAUAUGGAGGAAAUGGAGAAAGCGCCUCACAUCGACUGGGCCAAUAUCUCAACUUCACAGCUCAAGUCGGCGGAUUUUCCGAUCUAUGUCACCCACCAGGGGCCUGGAGACCUGGUUGUGUUUCCAUCCGCGACUGCGCAUCAAAUAUGGAAUAUUAGUUCCUUGGUUACGAAGGUCGUUUGGAACAUCAUGCAUACAUCCUCAGUAAUGUCUUUCUUCGACUACGUGCAACCAGUAUACCAGAUGCAAUGCCACGCGGACACCGGCCGAGUCCCUCUAAUUCCAGUGCAUGCCCUGAGCCACAAGCUCGGAGUCGAGGAGUCCCGGGUUCUUUUGGAAAUUUUCCAACGGCUUGUGGAUGACGAAGACAUAGGGCAAAAUCCCAACGUGCUCAUCAAGCUUGUAGACACCCAAGGGGCCGUGGUUGAAUGCAACUUUUGCGGACUCACGAUCUGGAACCGGCAUUUGCAUUGCGAACAAUGUGGUGACUUUGACCUGUGCCUGGCCUGCUUUGUUUCUGGACGCAGCUGUAAGCAUACGGGCGACUAUGCCUGGGCGGAGAUAUUCCCACGCCAGCGCUGUCAAGAGAUCAUCAAGACGACUAGGGAGAGGAUAGGAUAUCGGCCCACGUCGAAAUCGAGCAUAUCAACGCGAAAGUCUCUAGGCAUCCUAGCUGUGUCUGCAGCAGAGGCCCGACAACAACCUCUAGAACGACUGUGCCACCUUUGCCGCGACAGUCACCCUGUGUGGAAAGGAGUUACGUGCUCGCAAUGUACGGCAUUCUUCUGCCUUCGUGGCCUCCACAGGCAUUUCGAUAUCGACCUUCUUGCAUUUCUCCGCAACGAAGGCGUCUGGAAUUGUCCGAAAUGCGCGCAACAGUGCAAUUGCCGGUGCUGUCAUUUCUCCCGCCCGUACCAAAGCAAAGACAAGCCUGUGCGGGCGCGCAUAAAGCCCGUUGACUCCCGAGGCCGCAUCCAUGGAUUUGUGGACAAUGUUUUUGACCAGAAACGGGGCAAAAAAGCCAGCCAGCCUCUGCACAGUGGCUCUCUCUCGGCUGAGAUCAUCCCUCGAUCACAGAAACGAGCGAGAGUAUCUGAUGGAGACGAGCAGGCCAAGCUAUGGCACCGGGACAGUCCAAGUCACCUAGGAAACCGACCUUCCGAGGCACCGAGCGCCUUCUCGACCGACAUGGCCCCGUCCAGUCGCACCGGGUCUCUUGGGCCGAAAGCACAGCUUCGCAUCAGUGACCUUGUCGAGGACCGAACUUCGCCCAUCGAAGCCAGCGCGACCUCUCAUGGUCGCACGGGGAUGCUUCCCAUUCCCCCGAUCUACUCGAUGUCUCAUCUCGGCAGCACAUCGCACGACCCAGGUGGAUCCAGCCAUGAAUAUGAUUCCCAUGUCACAGAGUCCUCAUCAUCUCGGAACGGAGACAACAUCGCGUCACUCGAGAAAAAAUGCGACUCUCUCCGGCAGUAUGCCGACGAUCUGCUGGAGUUGAGGCUCGUAGAGUCUCACGCCGCGCUGCUAGAUCGGAUCGGUCAACUGGAAGCUGAGAUUGAACGACGCAAACGCCGCAAAGCGGAAAUGCUGUUCGACAACCUGCAUCGAGACUUCCCUGAAUUGGCGAACAUGGCCCGGGAGGAAGCGCAACGACGGGGGAUUUAA
Molecule: messenger RNA, 2310 nt
Organism: Aspergillus tanneri
Lineage: Eukaryota; Fungi; Ascomycota; Eurotiomycetes; Eurotiales; Aspergillaceae
Exons: 7
Coding region: 1-2310 (769 amino acids)
Molecular function (GO): zinc ion binding
Source: RefSeq, a predicted model, not a curated record